Lactuca sativa (garden lettuce) is the source of this 1149-nucleotide messenger RNA. Its product is annotated as ras-related protein RABE1a. Gene Ontology annotation, molecular function: GTP binding; GTPase activity. The record is from RefSeq and is a predicted model, not a curated record. NCBI's taxonomy places the organism in Eukaryota, Viridiplantae, Streptophyta, Magnoliopsida, Asterales, Asteraceae.
AAAUCAUAUGCAACGGCCGACCAACGUCUACAGACACUUUUCAUCCUCACCUCGUCCUCUCUCUAUCUCACAUGUAGGAAGACGAUUGGAAGAAAUCACCAGUUUUUAUAGGGUUUUUGAUCACUUCUGAAUCAAUCAAAUGGCCGCUCCACCGGCUAGAGCUCGAGCGGAUUACGAUUUCCUCAUCAAACUUCUCUUAAUCGGCGACAGCGGUGUUGGUAAGAGUUGUCUCCUUUUACGAUUCUCAGAUGGUUCCUUCACCACUAGUUUCAUUACAACUAUAGGUAUCGAUUUCAAGAUAAGAACAGUUGAGCUUGAUGGAAAAAGAAUCAAACUGCAAAUCUGGGACACUGCUGGCCAAGAGCGAUUCAGGACAAUCACAACUGCUUAUUACCGUGGAGCCAUGGGUAUUCUGCUAGUAUAUGAUGUCACCGAUGAAUCAUCCUUCAACAACAUCAGGAAUUGGAUCCGGAACAUAGAACAACAUGCAUCUGACAAUGUAAACAAGAUACUGGUUGGCAACAAGGCUGACAUGGAUGAAAGCAAAAGGGCUGUUCCUACCUCAAAGGGUCAGGCACUUGCUGAUGAAUAUGGCAUCAAAUUCUUUGAGGCUAGUGCAAAAACAAAUAUGAAUGUGGAAGAGGUCUUCUUCUCUAUAGCUAGAGACAUAAAACAGAGACUCUCCGAAACUGACACGAAGACUGAGCCUCAAACCCUUAAGAUUAACCAACAAGACCAGGCAGGAGGAACUUCUGAAUCGGCUCAGAAAUCAUCAUGCUGUGGCUAAUAAUUAUCAACCCAUUGACUCUUCUUGGUAUUCACAUUUUCAAUUUACCAAGUCGCCCUUCAAUUUUUUUUUUCCGCAUGAUCAGAAAUUUGAUUCAUACAUCAUUUUAUCUUUUUUUUUCUUUUUGCCGUUUUUAAUUAUUAUUUUUUUUGCAUUUGGGCAACUCUCGCUUUCAUGUAUUGAUGUCAUUUCAUACCUUGGAUGAUUAUAUCUUUAGAAAAGGGUAGAAAGGGAACAAUAAAAAGAUGGUCAAAACUAGUUGCAACUUUGAGAAGGGUAUGAAGAUAUAAAGUUAUCAAUAAUGUUGGUUUUGCAUAUAAUAAUUGAAAUUAUAAAGUGAUGAAAGCUGAGUUUUUGGUUGA